AUGGUCCGUGCUUUCUGCCAAGAGGUUAUCACGUCACUGAUCAGAUAUAAUUCCUACAUUAUUUCUAUCGGUAACAUAUUCGAUUGUUACAAGUUACACCGCGUUCCGUAUCAAGACACUGUGCGAGUGAACAUAUUUUUUGGUCCUUCGAGCCGGAUAUCAAACGCGUUUAGUCUGUGGUGUGAAAAACUGAAGUGUCGCCAGUUACGUGAUCAUAUCCGCAACGCAGCCAUCACAAACGUCGCCGCCAUCGUAGAAACAUUCUCUACAACGAGCACAGAGGAUAGAAAACCCUAUCAACUCCGAGCAGCCCUCAAUAGACUCAAGGACAGAUUCAACGCAUUUGCAGACAUCCAAGAUCGUUUGGAAGAACUGGACGAGGGUGAAAUAACAAGGCGAUUCACUCUUGAAGAAUUCUACGAUACGGUAAUGGGAAAGGCACUUGAUCUACUCGAUCAACAUGAGCCGCGGAGAUCCGGGAUAUCUUCGCGAUCACACUCUCCAACUCCAAACGCCGCGCCAACGAUUAUCACCAAUCUACCUCGACGCCCACGAUUACCAGAGAUCAAAAUUGCCGAAUUUGACGGGUCCAUUGAGAAUUUUCCUCCAUUUUGGGACACUUUUAAAACCGUGAUCCAUGACAACCCUGAUUUACAGACCAUCCAAAGAUUCCAGUAUCUACGUGGAUUACUGAAAGGUAGCGCCGCUGCUGCAAUUAGAUCUCUAGCGACAACCGAAGAAAAUUAUACAGCUGCAGUUGAAAUCCUCAAAAGGAAAUUCGACUGUAAGAAGAAAAUCCUCCGACGGCACUGGUGUAUCAUGCGAGAAUACCCUCCUCUACAACGAGAUGAUCCAGCAGCAUUAGGACAACUGGCAGACAUCAUGAACCAGAAUAUCCAGAAGUUGGCACCAGAAACAGUUUGGCAGUGGGAGCUGAGAACUCAAGGUACAGAAUUACCCACAUAUAAACAAUUACUCGAAUUUAUUGAAGCUAGGGCAACAUGUCACGAGGUCAGAACGGCACCCACAAGAAGCUAUCCAGCAACUUCCUCAGAAAUAUCAACCUCUGAUAAAAGAAAGGACAGAAGGGUACGAAGACAAGCCUCCGUGACAUCAUCAGCAGGUCCAACGACAUCAUCAGCAGGUUCAACAACAUCAACAGCAUCAGCAACGGUGGGGUCAUCCUGUUCUCUUCAUUGUGGUACAGUUCACCGUCACAUCAGCAAGUGCCCCAUAUUUAAAGGUUUGACUCCAGAGCAAAGAUACUCCAAAGCUAAGACUGCCGGCCUCUGUAUCAACUGUCUGAAGCCAGGGCAUGAGCGCUCAAAUCCUUGGACACGGCGGGCAGCACUAAUUGUCAACGCUUCUACAUGCGAUCUGAUGGUCACAGCUAGGAUCAACGUGCUCAACCAUCAUCGAGAACCUGUCAACUGUCGAGUCCUUCUAGACACAGGAUCGACUACCAAUUUUAUGCAGGAAAGUCUGGCCAUCGCACUGAAUUUGCCGUUGAAACCAUUCGCUGUACCCAUUGGAUCUUUGAACAACGUAAACACCACCACAAGGUAUCUAGUAACCGCCACAAUUCGUUCCAGAACAGCUGAGUAUGAAAGAACACUGGAGUUCUUGACAGUGCCCAAUAUCACUCAGGAUGUUCCUGAUCAAUCUCUUGAUCGCCAAGCCAUCAGGAUCCCAGACAACAUCAAGCUUGCAGAUCCUGAAUUUCAUCGUCCUGCAUCCGUGGACAUGCUCCUCGGAUCGGGUCCAACCCUCUCACUUCUUUGCCAGGGUAAGAAGAAACUCACGCCAGCAGAUCAGCCAGAGCUCUACCUGCAACAGACUCUGCUCGGCUGGGUAAUCGGAGGGAGCGCACCAGCUAUGCAACCAACCCGCCAGCGCACAUGCAAUAUACUUAGCACCUCCAACCUGGAUUUUGACAUCUCCAAAUUUUGGGAGAUCGAAGACGCGGACACCUAUUCAUCUUCAAUCAACAAGGAUUCGGAAUGCGAACGUCACUUCCUACAGAACGUCAAACGUGACAAUUGCGGUAGAUACAUUGUCGCUUUGCCGUUUAAUGGGAAGGAAUCUCUGAUCGGGGAGUCACGAUCACGAGCGUUCCGCCGAUUAAAAUGCUUGGAACGGAGACUGGAUGGCGACGCCGAACUCAGCACUCAAUAUCGUGCUGUUAUUCAAGAAUACCUUGACCUGGGUCAUCUUACGGAAGUGACUGGAGCAGAUUUAUCUAAUUUCGGAUACUACCUGCCUCAUCACGCGGUGAUCAAGGAAAGCAGCUUGACGACCAAGGUCCGUGUUGUCUUUGAUGGAUCAGCAAAGACCAGCACCGGAAUAUCGCUCAACGAGACGUUGCAUGUCGGACCGACAAUCCAGGACGACAUAUUCUCACUCCUCCUUCGAUUCCGUCUUUACCCUUACGUCCUCACUGGAGACAUUGAAAAAAUGUACAGGCAAGUCCUCGUACGCCCUGAGGAUCGACAAUAUCAGCGAAUCCUGUGGCGCGAUAGUAAGGAACCAGUGAGAACGUUUGAACUGAACACAGUAACAUUCGGAUUAUCUGCAGCUCCAUACUUGGCAAUUCGGUGUCUCCAUCAGCUUGCAAAGGACGAGGGCCAUCGACAUCCAGCAGCAGCACGAGUACUCCAGCGUGACCUCUACGUCGAUGAUUUACUCACCGGGACACAGACCAGAGAAGAGGCCCUUCAGCUACGUAAAGAGUUGGAAGGAUUAGUGAAACUCGGUGGCUUCAACCUACGACAAUGGGCCUCCAAUGAUCCCUCAAUUUUGAGUGAAGUCAUGCCAGACAACAUCAAUCAUCACCUACAAAUUGGAGACUCUACAACGCUGAAGACACUGGGCGUUCUUUGGAAUUCCACAGCUGAUACGAUCAACUACACAGCCAAGGUAUCUAUGCCAGAGACAGCCACCAAGCGCAUCAUACUGUCUGAAACUGCCAAAAUAUUUGAUCCCCUUGGCCUAUUAUCACCAAUAGUCAUCGUCGCAAAAAUGGUCAUGCAGAAGCUCUGGACCCUAAAGAUUGACUGGGACACACCACUGCCUUCUGACAUUCAGAAAGAGUGGUCCCAGUUCUAUCUAGAGCUUGAACAAAUUAAUCAGGUAACUUUCCCACGAUUCGUGCUCCAGAAGAACGCCAAGAAAAUCCAACUCCACGGAUUUAGUGAUGCUAGCCAACAUGCCUACGGAGCUUGCGUGUAUCUUCGGUCGGUUGGAGACAAUGGACAAGUCAACACUGUACUGCUGUGUGCUAAAUCUCGAGUAGCUCCCCUCAAACAAAUCACCAUUCCAAGACUCGAACUGUGUGGAGCACAGCUACUCGUCAAACUUAUUGAAGGCAUCAAGAGGGCUACCACCAUCAACAUUGAUAGCACUGUAUUCUGGACAGAUUCAACCAUUGUCCUCCAUUGGAUCCACACGCCUGCCCAUCAGCUGCAAACCUUUGUCUCAAACCGAGUCGCCGAUAUUCAGUCCAAGACUCAAGCGCACGAGUGGAGACAUGUGAGGACACAUGAUAACCCAGCAGAUUUAAUAUCUCGUGGUCAGCCCCUCAAGGAUUUUAUCAAAUCGAACAUCUGGUUUGAAGGCCCUUCAUGGCUACGAGCAGAGGAAACCAACUGGCCAGUCCUGGAUCUUCAGUUUUCAUCACCGCCUUCUGAGAUCAAGGGGAAAUAUUGUCACGUAGCCCAUAAUAGACGAGAGCAACACCCACUAGAAUGGUACUCUUCAAUCUCCAAACUAAGGCGAGUUAUUGCACUCUGUCUACGUUUCAAGAGUAAGAAACAGGGUCCUCUCAUAGCAGUAGAGCUGACUACGGCCCAACACGCUAUUAUCCAUUGGCUACAAGCAGAGACGUUACGCCCUUUGAAACGUGCACUUCAAGACCCCGAGAGCAAGCGAGCUAAAAACCCAGCAUUGGCCCAGGUGUCCAAAUUGACUCCAUUCCUGGAUAAGGAUGGACUCAUCAGAGUAGGAGGCAGACUACGCAACGCGAUGAUUCCGUUUUCUCAACGUCACCCGAUCAUCAUCCCCAAGUCUCAUCCUGUCACCAAGCUCAUCAUCGAGGAAGCCCACGUGUCCCAGCUACAUGCUGGCCCUCAGGCAGUGCUAUACCAUAUCAGGCAACAGUAUUGGCCACUGGACGGCCGCAACUCUGUGCGCCGAAUCAUUCAUCAAUGCAUACGAUGCACUAGAUUGAAGCCGCCAUCGGUCAAUUACAUAAUGGGUAAUUUACCAUCAGCAAGAGUUACGGAGUCCCGCCCGUUCACGAACGUGGGCAUUGAUUACUGUGGUCCGUUCUUCGUAAAGGAGAAGAAAUUUCGCAAUCGCGGACGAGUCAAAGUCUACGUAGCAGUUUUUACGUGCCUAGCGAUAAAGGCUGCUCAUUUAGAAGUCGUGAGUGAUCUGACAACCGAAGCCUUUCUCGCAGCUUUGCGGAGAUUCAUCGCCAGACGAGGAUGCUGCCGAAAAAUCUACUCGGACAAUGGCACAAACUUUGUUGGAGCCAACAAUGAGUUGCGAGCCAUUUAUGAACAUCUCCAAUCCGCAGAUCUUCAGAACGCAGUGCAAUCAAUGCUCACCAAUCGACAAAUUCAUUGGCACUUCAUCCCUCCUCAAUCCCCUCACUUCGGUGGCUUGUGGGAAGCAGCGGUGAAGUCCUUCAAGCAUCACUUCUAUCGGAUAGUCACGGACGAGCUCCUCACCUUCGAACAAUUCAAUACGUUGACAAUCGAGAUCGAAGCUGUGUUGAAUUCUCGACCCAUGAUGCCGAUGUCUUCUGAUCCUAACGAUCUGAUGGCUCUCACUCCUGGUCACUUUUUGAUUGGGGAGUCGCUGACUUGUCCAAGAGAUCACGACUUCACUGAUACUCCAAGCAGCCGAUUAUCAUCAUGGCAACACAUUCAGAAGCUAAAGCAGCACUUCUGGACUCGCUGGCAUCGCGAGUAUAUUAGUGAGCUUAGCUUUCGAUCCAAGUGGAGCCAGGGACAGCAUCAGAUUAAGGAAGGCACCGUGGUGCUUUUGAAGGAGGACAACCUGCCUGCACUUCAAUGGGCCUUGGGACGUGUCAUCAAGGUACGGCCUGGAGCCGAUGGUAUCAUCCGUGUUGUCACGGUCAAAACAGCCAAGGGACUUUUCGAUCGCAACGUUAAAAGGCUUGCCCCGUUGCCAAUCAAUGAGGACGACACAGAAGUUAUAUAA
Messenger RNA from Diachasmimorpha longicaudata, 5226 nucleotides. RefSeq lists its product as uncharacterized. The record is from RefSeq and is a predicted model, not a curated record. Lineage: Eukaryota; Metazoa; Arthropoda; Insecta; Hymenoptera; Braconidae. The transcript is spliced from 6 exons. Gene Ontology annotation, biological process: DNA integration; proteolysis. The coding region runs from base 1 to 5226 and encodes 1741 amino acids. Gene Ontology annotation, molecular function: aspartic-type endopeptidase activity; nucleic acid binding.